Messenger RNA from Camelus dromedarius (Arabian camel), 3580 nucleotides. It is a transcript of the gene MED16, whose product is annotated as mediator complex subunit 16. The coding region runs from base 340 to 2850 and encodes 836 amino acids. Gene Ontology annotation, molecular function: protein binding. Gene Ontology annotation, cellular component: mediator complex. The transcript is spliced from 16 exons. The record is from RefSeq and is a predicted model, not a curated record. Lineage: Eukaryota; Metazoa; Chordata; Mammalia; Artiodactyla; Camelidae. Gene Ontology annotation, biological process: positive regulation of DNA-templated transcription.
GGCCGCGCUGCGCGGGCGACUCGUUGGUGCGGGGAAGAUGGCGGCGCCCGAGCCGGAGCGUUAGGGCGCGUGCAGGCCCCCGCCCGCUCGUCUGGGCGCACCGGCCAGUUCGGUGGGCGCUGGGCUGGGGCUCGGGCGGCCUGCCGGCCUCCGGACGGCACCUGGUGCCACGGGGAGCGCGCAGCGGGAAAAGCGGCGACUCGCGGGCCCGGGGCGGGGCCUGUGGGGUCAGAGGGCGGGCCUGGAGAGCAAGGGGAGCUGGGAACUGGUGGUCGCCCUCCGUGUGUGAGCUUGGCGGGUGGGCACAAUGGACCUGGCUUAUGUCUGCGAGUGGGAGAAAUGGCCCAAGAGCACCCACUGCCCGUCGGUGCCCCUGGCCUGCGCCUGGUCCUGCCGCAACCUCAUCGCCUUCACCACAGACCUCCGCAGCGACGACCAGGGUGCGCCCCUCGCCCGGCCCCCAUCCCAUGUCAUCAGGCCCCAGCUCCUACAGACCUGACCCGCAUGAUCCACAUCCUGGACACGGAGCACCCCUGGGACGUGCACUCCAUCAACUCUGAGCACAGUGAAGCCAUCACCUGCCUCGAGUGGGACCAGUCAGGCUCACGGCUCCUGUCGGCCGAUGCUGACGGGCAGAUCAAGUGCUGGAGCAUGGCAGACCACCUGGCCAACAGCUGGGAGAGCCACGUGGGCAGCCUGGUGGAGGGGGACCCCAUCGUGGCCUUGUCCUGGCUGCACAACGGUGUGAAGCUGGCCCUGCACGUGGAAAAGUCAGGCGCCUCCAGCUUCGGGGAGAAGUUCUCCCGCGUCAAGUUCUCACCGUCCCUCACGCUGUUUGGGGGCAAGCCCAUGGAGGGCUGGAUUGCGGUGACGGUCAGCGGCCUGGUCACCGUGUCCCUGCUCAAGCCCAGCGGCCAGGUGCUGACCUCGACGGAGAGCCUGUGCCGGCUGCGUGGGCGCGCGGCCCUGGCCGACAUCGCCUUCACGGGCGGCGGCAACAUCGUGGUGGCCACGGCGGAUGGCAGCAGCGCGUCCCCCGUACAGUUCUACAAGGUGUGCGUGAGCGUGGUCAGCGAGAAGUGCCGCAUCGACACCGAGAUCCUGCCCUCCCUCUUCAUGCGCUGCACCACCGACCUCAACCGCAGGGACCGCCUGCCCGCCAUCACCCACCUCAAGUUCCUGGCGCGGGACAUGUCGGAGCAGGUGCUCCUGUGCGCGUCCAGCCAGACGAGCAGCGUGGUGGAGUGCUGGUCCCUGCGCAAGGAGGGGCUCCCCGUGAACAACAUCUUCCAGCAGCUCUCGCCUGCCGUUGGCGACAAACAGCCCAUGAUUCUCAAAUGGCGGAUCCUGUCAGCCACCAACGACCUGGACCGUGUGUCUGCCGUGGCGCUGCCCAAACUGCCCAUCUCGCUCACCAACACUGACCUGAAGGUGGCCAGCGACACCCAGUUCUACCCCGGCCUCGGGCUGGCCCUGGCCUUCCACGACGGCAGCGUCCACAUCGUGCACCGGCUCUCGCUGCAGACCAUGGCCGUCUUCUACAGCUCUGCGGCCCCACGCUCCGUGGACGAGCCGGCCAUCAAACGCCCUCGGACCACAGGCCCUGCCAUCCACUUCAAGGCCAUGCAGCUCUCCUGGACCUCCCUGGCCCUCGUGGGCAUCGACAGCCACGGCCGGCUGAGCAUGUUACGCAUCUCGCCGUCCAUGGGCCACUCGCUGGACGUGGGGCUGGCCCUCCGGCACCUGCUCUUCCUGCUGGAGUACUGCAUGGUGACCGGCUAUGACUGGUGGGACAUCCUUCUGCACGUGCAGCCUGGCAUGGUGCAGAGCCUGGUGGAGAAGCUGCACGAGGAGUACACGCGCCAGAAGGCCGAGCUGCAGCAGGUCCUCUCCACCCGGAUCCUGGCCAUGAAGGCCUCGCUCUGCAAGCUGUCGCCCUGCACAGUGACCCGUGUAUGCGAUUACCAUGCGAAGCUCUUCCUCAUUGCCAUCAGCUCCACACUCAAGUCGCUGCUGCGUCCACACGUCCUCAACACACCGGAUAAGAGCCCGGGAGACCGGUUGACCGAGAUCUGCGCCAAGAUCACGGACGUUGACAUUGACAAGGUCAUGAUCAACCUCAAGACGGAAGAGUUUGUCCUGGACAUGAACACACUGCAGGCACUGCAGCAGCUCCUGCAGUGGGUGGGCGACUUCGUGCUCUACCUGCUGGCUAGUCUGCCCAAUCAGGGCUCCCCACUGCGGCCAGGCCACAGCUUCCUGCGGGACGGCACCUCGCUGGGCAUGCUGCGUGAGCUGAUGGUCGUCAUCCGCAUCUGGGGCCUGCUGAAGCCCAGCUGCCUGCCUGUGUACACGGCCACCUCAGACACCCAGGACAGCAUGUCCCUGCUCUUCCGCCUGCUCACCAAGCUCUGGAUCUGCUGCCGUGACGAGGGCCCAACGAGCGAGCCGGACGAGGCGCUCGUUGAUGAGUGCUGCCUGCUGCCCAGCCAGCUGCUCAUCCCCACCCUGGACUGGCUGCCAGUCAGCGACGGCCUGGUCAGCCGCCUGCAGCCCAAGCAGCCCCUGCGUCUGCACUUCGGCAAGACUCCUGCUCUGCCUGGCAGCGCGACCACCUUGCAGCUGGACGGCCUCAUCAGGGCGCCGGGCCACCCCAAGACGGACCACCUGCGGAGGCUGCACCUGGGCGCCCAUCCCACGGAGGAGUGCAAGGCGUGCACCAGGUGUGGCUGCGUCACCAUGCUCAAGUCACCCAACAAGACGACGGCUGUCAAACAGUGGGAGCAGCGCUGGAUCAAGAACUGCCUGUGUGGGGGGCUGUGGCGGCGAGUGCCCCUCAGCUGUCCCUGAGCGCACCCGGCCCUAUUCUGUAUGUGAGUGAUACCCUGUGAUUCUUGUCUUUCUCCGUGUGACUUCACUUAUUGUGACGAUCUCCAGGUCCAUCCACGUUGCUGCAAAUGGUAGUAUUUCAUUCCUUAUGGCUGAGUAGUAUUCCACUGUGUAUGCAGACCACAUUUUCUUUACCCAGUCAUCUGUCGUCGGUGGACAUUUAGGCUGCUUCCAUGCCUUGGCUGCUGUAAAUAGUGCUGCUGUGGACCUCGGGGUGCAGGUGUCGUUUCGCGUUAGAGUGCUCUCCAGUUGUACACCCAGGAGUGGGACUGCUGGGCCACAUGGUGCAUCUGCUUUUAGUUUUCUAAGGAAUCUCCAUACUGUUUUCCUUAGUGGCUGCACCAAACUGCAUUCCCGCCAGCAGUGUCAGAGGGUUCCCCUUUCUCCACACCCUCUCCAGUACUUAUUAUUUGUGGACUUUUUGAUGAUGGCUUUUCUGACAGGUGUGACUUGACACCUCACCGUGGUUCUGAUUUGCGUUUCUCUGAUAAUUAGCAAUACUGAGCAUCUUUUCAUGUGCUUAUUGGCUGGCUGGCUGGCUGUCUCUGGAGAAAUGUCUGUCUAGGUUUUCUGCCCAUCUUUUGAUGAGAUUGUUUGUUUUUUUGUUUUUCAGUUGUACGAGCUGCUUGUAUAUUUUGGAAAUUAAUGCCUUGUCAGUGGCAUCAUUUGCAAAUAUUUUCUCCCAUUUGUA